Messenger RNA from Tachysurus vachellii, 1198 nucleotides. Its product is annotated as uracil nucleotide/cysteinyl leukotriene receptor. NCBI's taxonomy places the organism in Eukaryota, Metazoa, Chordata, Actinopteri, Siluriformes, Bagridae. Gene Ontology annotation, cellular component: membrane. The transcript has 2 exons. Gene Ontology annotation, molecular function: G protein-coupled receptor activity. Gene Ontology annotation, biological process: positive regulation of Rho protein signal transduction; phospholipase C-activating G protein-coupled receptor signaling pathway. The record is from RefSeq and is a predicted model, not a curated record. The coding region runs from base 78 to 1094 and encodes 338 amino acids.
AGGUAAACAUUGCUUAAAAAAAGAGUCAUACAAAAAGCCCUGCUGAAGCAAAGCACAUUAGACAAUCAGAAAUCACCAUGAAAGAAUUAUUCAACUUAUCAGUUAGAGAAUUGAAUUUCUCCAUGGAUGAGAAAUUUAUGAAUUUCUCCAUGGAUGAACAGAGUGACAUCUACUCAGCUUGGUCCAAUAAGGAGAACAUGUUUUUUGCCACUUUAUACAUCAUUGUCUUCAUCAUUUCUGUUCCGUGCAAUUUGCUGGCUCUGUGGGUUUUCUUUCACAGCAAGAGCUCUUAUUCUUCCAAGGUGUUCCUUCUGAACCUGGCAAUAGCUGAUAUGUGUUAUGUUUUGGUGCUGCCCAUGCGUGUGAUUUAUCAUAUUUCGAACAGUGACUGGCUCCUUGGGGAAGUAUCUUGUCGCCUGGUGGGAUUCCUGUUUUUUAUAAACCUCUACUGCAGCAUGUACCUCAUAACUUGCAUUGGACUGGACCGCCUGUUGGCCAUCAUCCUGCCCCUGAAAUAUCAACACCUGAGGAGAAGUAAAAAUGGUAAAGCGGUGUGUAUCGUAUUGUGGGCAUUGGUGACUUGUUCAAUGUUGCCGGUGCUGUUCUCUCCUCAAACUGUGAUCUUAAUGUCAUCAGGGAGGAAUAUGACUAUUUGUAAACAGCUGUACUUGGAAAAAGUAUCUUUCAAAGCCUUUGUGUCAACGGCAGUUGCAGUUGCUGUUCCUCUGGUCUCUCUGACGGUGUCUUACAUCCUCAUUUUUCUCAAGCUCAGAGUGAUGACUUUUCACCAUCAGACAGCUGCCAAAAGUAAAGCAGUCAGAAUGAUCCUGCUGACUGUGGUCACCUUCAUAGUGGCCUUUGUGCCCUAUCACGUGCACCGUUUACUUUACAUUGAGCGCCACAGACACAGCAAGUUAUCUGAUUCUGAAAUUAGAUAUUUGGCCAUUGGUAACCGCUUAACAUCUGCUCUCACGUGUCUUAGUGGUAUAAUGGAUCCAAUUAUGUACUUCUUCCUGGCUAGUAAUUACAAGAAAAUUCUGCUUCAGCUGUGUGGACGAGCAACAAACAAAGACAGGCAGCAGUCUACUUCCUGAACUUUUCACUGUAUUUAAAAGCUUAUAAAGCUUAAAUUUUAUAUAUAAUUUAAUGUAAAUUAGUUUAUCGGAUUCUAUUGUCACAAUAAACAACAUAACAAUGA